AUGACUCCGAUCAAAGGCCCAAGGGAGCGGCAUUGGACACAAUUCGAGCUCCAAACUCUCCUCGCCCUCAUGGCAAAAGGCGUCCAUCUCGAAGGGCGGAGCAAAAGGAAAGAUGAUCCCGGCAGUGCCCGCCACGCUGCCCAGCUUAACUUUGCAACAGAGUUGAAUAAAGCCCUGCACGGCAAUGACUUCCGUCAAGACAUCUCGAAGAAGGAAAUCACGCGUAUGGUUGAGAAAAUGAUGGUUGAGCGUAAACAUGUGGUCGGAAAGGGCGGCUUGAUGGAGAGGCAAGGAACAGCUCGUCUUACGCGUUCACUGAGGAUGGCCUGGGAGACUAACCGCAAGAUGGAUUUUAAUGGCAGUAUUGGCGAGUGGAAGGACGGACGGAAGCUUGUGGAGAUCAAUAAGGAGAGGGUUGCGAAGGGUUUGCCUCCUAUGGAGGUGCUUGAGGAGGACGAGGAUGAGGACGGGGAAAAUGCUGCAGCUGAAGUUGAAGAGCAUGAGAAAGAAGUUGAGGAACAAUGGGCAAUUGCUACCACCCAGCGCAAACUUCUCCUGGCGAAGGGUCUUGUCCCCAGACGGGUUACUUCACCCUCUCCUUUUGCUCCAAACACCCAAGGAGCUGUUGGCACACAUGAUUCAUCAGCUGAGCCGCUUGCGCAAUCCGAUGACCAUGGCGAUGGAUAUAUAUCUCCUUUCCUACUAGAGCCGGCCACCUCAAACACUCAGCGCUCUAACGAACUUGGCUUCGGUAGUGCUCUUCUUGCCAACACAUCAUCCGUAUCCCCCAACGCCCUCUUAGCUCAGAGCACCCGCAUAGCUCAGAGCAAAGAUGUCCCAGCAGAAAGUCCCUACUUCAACCGCAGUAGGGUUAGUACUUUCGAAGGAUUGAGAGCUACGCACCCUGAACGUGGAUAUUCUCGGCCUGGGGAUGAGGACAUUGAUAUGGAUGUGGAAAUGGGCUCGGAGGCGGAUGCGGAUGAUGAAUGGGAGGAGGGCGAAAUCGUUUGA
Molecule: messenger RNA, 1011 nt
Organism: Venustampulla echinocandica
Lineage: Eukaryota; Fungi; Ascomycota; Leotiomycetes; Helotiales; Pleuroascaceae
Exons: 3
Coding region: 1-1011 (336 amino acids)
Source: RefSeq, a predicted model, not a curated record